AGAUAGCCCCGAUGUACCUCCGCAGACCAGCUCCCUGCUGCUCCAUGUUCCAGUAAAAAACAUAAGAUAUCCUCGGCAUUCAGAAUGAAGACAGGGAACUGGAGCUUGCAGUUACAGAAUAAAACUUCUGGAAGUGCCGAUGAUGACAAUGUUUACGUAAUUCUAACAGCUAUGAUGUGUUUGCUGUCUGUUCUAGGCUGUAUUGCCAUUGUCGUUGUCUACCUGGCAUUCCAGCGGCUCCGGACUCCCACCAGAAAGCUGCUGGUGUACUUAAGCGUGGCAGACCUGUUAACCGCCAUCGGUAACCUUCUUGGUAUCGUCUGGUUCAUCUUCAGUGACAGCGUUCUUAUCCACAGAAGUAUGGGGUACUGUAAAUUCCACGCGGCUCUUACCGUCUUCUCCAGCAUCAGCUCGUUCAUGUGGACUUUGACGAUGGGCCUCUGUCUAUACUUGUGCAUCGUGAAGAACAAACCAAAGGCUGUUGAAUCACAUAUGGUGUAUUUCCAUUUGGCAUGCUGGGUUUUCCCAGCGAUAAUAGCGUCGGUUGCCCUUGGGUUUGAUGUUCUGGGGUACGACCAGUCCUUAGACCAGGCCACGUGGUGUUGGAUCGACCCCCGGGUACCCCAUGCUCUCUUCUGGCAGUUCUUCACAGGCAAGGCCUGGGAAAUCAUCUCUUGUGUCCUCACGACAGCCCUCUACGCUCGUCUGAAAAUAUUCCUUUUGAAACAGAAAGACAAGUCUAAGGAGAUUGUACAGCAGCGAAGAAAGAAGCAGCAUGUUAUAAACGAAGCCAAUCGGAAGUUGACGUUUGUACCCUUGGUGUUCAUCAUCCUGCGGUUCUGGGGCACUUUGCGGUUCCUGCUGGGCGUUUUUGCCCAUGACUAUGCCAGCUCCAGCGAUUCCGCCUGGCUGGCACCUCUGCAGGGUAUUGGAGACAGCGCACAAGGAUUUGCCAACUUUGUUCUGUAUUGUUUCUUCACGGAACGAGUUCGCAACCAGCUCAGGUUGACCUUGUGUCCAUGUAUCUUGCGAGAAAGGCGCGUCUCCAAUGAACAGAGGGCGUCAGAACCAAGCAACACCAACUCUAAUACAAACAAUACGGCAGAUGAUGGCUGA
Molecule: messenger RNA, 1116 nt
Organism: Liolophura sinensis
Lineage: Eukaryota; Metazoa; Mollusca; Polyplacophora; Chitonida; Chitonidae
Product: G-protein coupled receptor 157-like
Exons: 4
Coding region: 85-1116 (343 amino acids)
Biological process (GO): adenylate cyclase-activating G protein-coupled receptor signaling pathway; cell surface receptor signaling pathway
Cellular component (GO): plasma membrane
Molecular function (GO): cAMP binding; G protein-coupled receptor activity
Source: RefSeq, a predicted model, not a curated record